AUGUUCAAGCGCGCAGGGAGCUCACUGGCUCCUCAUCUUCGCCGCCUUCAUACCCGCAGCUCAGCGUCUGCUGAUGUUGUAAAUAAAAAUAUACGGCGCAACCCUCGCGCGGUUGCUUUAGCUUCCACCGUCAUAGUGGGCUCUGUGCUUUGGUAUACGACGAAUCAGAAGGUGUACAACGAUGCUCAAUCUUCAUCUGCGGUGUCUUCGAGUUCGAAAGGUCCAACAUUGACGGGGAACGAAUUAACUAAUGACCAUUCCGACACGUUGCAUUCCCUAGUCUGGGGUUCUAAUCGGUCCAAAACACUGUUACCAAACGGUCAGUCUGACGAGCCGAUUCGAGCACCUGCAGUUGCAGGUUGGUUGGAGGGCGUGGCGUUGCGAGACUUGGCGCUCCACGAGAGACAUGGAGCAUGUGUCGACGCACGCGGUGAUGUAUAUCAAUGGGGAGACGCGUUCUUUGGUCAAGAAGAACCAGGGAAUAGAAUGCCCCACCGGACCCUAAGAGGCAAGAAUAUUGUCAACCUGCAGCUUACUGAAGCAAAGCUAUUUGCGCUUUCUGCUUCGGGAAAAAUCUACGUACUUGCGACGGACGCAAAGUCGCAAGAACUUCGGCCUGGUGUGCCGACUCCCUCAAGUGAUUCAUGGUGGGGUACGGGCUGGCUAUGGGGCGAGGAUGAAACCGUGGAUUUUGUCCAGAUCGCGCCACGUGAACCACUUGGUUGGGGGGAGUCUUUUGUUGCUAUCGCCGCAGGUAAAAAUCAUCUACUUGCCGUAACGUCCAAAGGUCGUACAUACGGCCUCCCCGUCAAUAAAGCCGCCAACGAAUAUGGCCAACUAGGUUUCCGUCGAUUUGACAUCCCAGACCCCGCCUCAAGAAUCACACACAAUGCUGCUCACCUGCAUGUCGAACUUGUUCCCAAGUCUUUGCUUGACCCUUACAGAAAAUCUUCGCGUGCGAUUCGCGCCCCUUCAACAGGUUCCUCCUCUAAUAAUAUUUUAUCCAACGUGGACGACACGAGCAUAAGGUUCUGUCCUACUAUUUUUGAAAUUCCCGUCUUGCAAGGUGUGGAUGUUGCUCAAGUUGCGGCUGGUGGGAGAAGUAGUUUCGCUCGCACCACUGAUGGCCGAGUUUUGGGAUGGGGUGCAAAUGAGUACGGGCAAAUCGGGUUGGGUAGUGUGCCUUUGGAUACGAUUACCGUCCCCACAGAAGUUGUUUUGUGGCGGAUGGUUCCUUCCAAGAUACGCAGCAAGUGCCAGGCUGUUACGGCAGGGGGUGAUUUAACCGCGUUUACCAUGGAACGAGUCAGCGACGUUGGUGCCGUUACCCUGGACUUGCUGUUGGCUGGCAAUGGACAGUAUGGUGGUUUGGGAAACAACACUUAUAGCAAUGCUCAAGGUCAACCUACACGAGUUAAAGCUGUUAGCGGACUCUUGCAAUACAAUGAUGGUACUCGUCGCCUCGAGCCUGUCGCUCCCGAGGCUAUCAGCAUUUCUCCUACUGGACACAUCCUCGUAGCCUUGGACUCCUCGGUUAGCUCUGGAGGCGUAGGUGGGAAAGACCUUAUGACAUGGGGUAAAAAUUACGAUUCCGAACUCGGAAAUGGGAAGAAAGCGAGCGUCCCUGUCCCAAUGACGCUGGAGACACCAGACGGGGGACGGUUCAUGCUCAUGGAAGUGCAGGCUAAGGAGGUUAAAGACCUUCAUGGCAAGGUGUGGAAACGCGGCAUCAAGGUGGAACAACACGCGGUUGCUGGGUAUGGUAAUAGUGCGGUUUAUUGGAAGAUCGCGACGUAG
Messenger RNA from Laccaria bicolor S238N-H82, 1797 nucleotides. RefSeq lists its product as uncharacterized. Gene Ontology annotation, cellular component: mitochondrial inner membrane. Gene Ontology annotation, biological process: mitochondrial respiratory chain complex III assembly. The transcript is spliced from 7 exons. Lineage: Eukaryota; Fungi; Basidiomycota; Agaricomycetes; Agaricales; Hydnangiaceae. Bases 1 to 1797 code for a protein of 598 amino acids. The record is from RefSeq and is a predicted model, not a curated record.